CUGGUCUCUUGAUGAAGUUGACAUAUCUCCAAUGUCCAAUGUUCCAUUGUUUCAUCCUCUUUAAUUUCGCGCUAUUUCGCGUGUGUUUAGAGUGACCGUGUCCCGUACAGUCCCGUGCGUGAAUCGUGAUGACCUCUUGACUCUGUUAACGAAGGAGGUGUAUUGUACGUUUAUUAGUGUAUAUGGAGCGAUAUAAUGACGAUGAAAUGGAAGAGCGACGUUCAAUUCGUAACUCGGGAAAGGCGCUCAAAAAAUACGGGAGCACCGCCAAACACAUGAAACGACAUGAAAUCUUGGUCAAACACGCUGUUUCCAAGACAGACACGCUCCAGGGGAUUGCACUCAAGUUCGGAGUCACGACGGAACAGAUUAGAAGAGCAAAUAGACUGUGGGCGACAGAUAGCUUAUUCUUACGAGAAUAUUUAUUGAUUCCUGUACCUGUGGACAAUCCUUUAUCUAUGCAAAGCAAUGAUGCUUCGACUGAGUCCGAGUCUAAUCACACUAUGGCAAGUACUUCUAGGUCGUCUUCGAUGGCAUCGUCAUUAGAUCAAGAAAGUUCGGUAGAUGAUUUCUUAGCAAGAAUGGAUUCAUCUAUAGCUAGUGUAAAGAAAGAAGUGAAACGCGCUCAAGGAAACAGUGAAUUUUGUCACGAUGGCGACGAUUCCUACGUCCAGAAACGAAAAGCCGUCGCAAGGUUACGCAACUCAAACCCAGUUACCUCCAAUUCUUACACAUCUAUACCUACUACCGAGUUAGUAAAUUCAGUUUCGACGGGUGACGUUCACAGUCUUCCCUCCACCGUUGUGAUGACACAAGGGAGAAGAGUGAAGACAUCACUGCAGAGACUUCAGCAACAACAGGACGAGAUGUUCCAGUUGUAGCAGUCAAUGAACGUACGGAUAGCGUGCGCAAAGUCCUAAAGUCGUUUUCGACUUUUCCAGAGACAAGAGUCUGGUCCCUUAUUGGUGCAAACAAAGGAAAAUACGAAGUAGAUCUUAGUUUAGAAAAUCUGAAAAUGUAUAAUUGUAUAGCAUACAUGUGGCUCCCCGGGGAACCGUCCGUGCCUUUCCCUUAAACCUACAAGAUUCUUAUUUUCGCCUUUUUCAUUAAUUUUUCACCAUUUCUCAUUACUUUACGCUUAAUGGAAGUGGAGUUUUUCCAAGCCGGGUGGAAUAAUACAGUCAAGUGUGAAUUUUCAGACGUGCAAAAGAGAUUAUUAUUAUUAUUAUUAUUAUUUUAAGAACGGAGAACGAAAUUCGGCUUGGAUUAGCUGCUGUUUUCGAGAAAUUCAGAGCUUGGAAAUUAUUCAGGUGGACAAAGAAUUGUUCAAAUUCGAUAGAUUUUUUUUAUUUUAGGGAUUAAUCAAUAACUCGAUUAUUUUAAUUCCACUGGAACUAUCAAGGUAUGUACCUAUCAUGAAAAAAAAGACUACUCGCACUUGCUUCCGUAGACUUAAACCUUAGAAAAAAAAUUCUCUUGUCUGUAUUUUGAAUCGUGUCUUCUCUAAGUAUAUGGAACACCUGAAUCGUAUUUCUUCGACCGAAUGCGUUUUGAAUUAUAUUGUAAAGAUUCUAAGUCGAUAAGAAACUCUAGAUUAGGCAAAGUUACGAUUUAUUCAAAAACAGCGAACAAUGAUUUUUGACUAAAAGAGAAACUACAAAAUACAAAGAAAUGCUUUACAAUAAGGAGAAAAUUGAAGGAAAGUUUACAGUAUAAGCAAAUUCAGUUACUUGUCCAUUUUCUUCGCAUUUCACUUUCCUAUUAUAGUUAUAUAAUAAUUUAAAAAAGAAACCUUCGUAAUUCAGGCACGGAAAACAUAAUAAUUAAAUAUUGUACAAAGCAAGUCUCCUAUGUUGUUGCAACUCAAUAGAAGAAAGAAUAAUUUGAAAUUAUCAUCCAGAGGACGUUUGAUAGUUUUAUUCUAUCUAAUCUGUACUAUAUACGUUUAUAGACAUUUUCAAAGUAUUCUCUUUUCUUACGAAGGAACGAUUCGGUAAUAAGUAAUUUAAAUUGAAGAGAAUAAUCGACGUAAAACGAUUACGCACUAUUGUAUUGUGAAUACCUGUGAUUUUUUCACUUAAAAAACUGUAAAAAAGUGUCAUUCCUAUUAGCAAAAGUUUUAUUAAUAAUAUGUAUCCAGCUAUUAUAUCAUGUACAUAAAAAUAACAGAACAAUGUAUUUUUCGUUGAGGUUUGGAGAGGAUGGUUUUAGAAGGGAGUUUUGUUGCGACGGAAAAUGAAGACGUUGAAUGGUACAUUCAAAAUUUUGCGAAAACUUGGAAUAACUAUCGAACAAAUUUUUUUCACAUGUGGGCGAUCAACCGCACCUUCUUUGGGGCUUUGAGAAUUUGAGAUUCCUCGUCCUUUUUGUGAUUGGCUGUUAUUUGAAAUUUAUGUAAGAUAUGUAAAACGCUUCGAAAUAAAGGGCCUAGCAAUACUCAGCCGCCCGUGUAAAGCAACUCGAAAAAGGUUUUGGGUUUUCGGCGGCCAACUGUAAAAAAAACACUGUACUGUUUAGUGAUUGUGUUUGUAUCGGUGUUCGUGUUUUGCUGGGUAGCUUCGAUGUUUUCAGACGAACUUGCCAGUUACAAAGCUAAUGCUUUUACUUGGUCCUAAUGAAUUAAUUAUUAUGACAGAAAA
Belonocnema kinseyi is the source of this 2639-nucleotide messenger RNA. RefSeq names its product lysM and putative peptidoglycan-binding domain-containing protein 2 (gene red). The record is from RefSeq and is a predicted model, not a curated record. NCBI's taxonomy places the organism in Eukaryota, Metazoa, Arthropoda, Insecta, Hymenoptera, Cynipidae. The transcript has 4 exons. Bases 183 to 881 code for a protein of 232 amino acids.